AAAAUGUCAUCUAGCAGUCAAGGCAUUUUAGGUACUUCACCCAACAAAGGAAACACAUUUAGUUUAUAUGCAGAGUCAUCAUCUACUCGUCGAGGAUCUGUUUCUAUCAAUGAUUCACCUAAUUUUCAACGGAGGUUGAUUGAUUCCACCUUAUCGCAAGCAGUAGAAUUAGCAAAGAACUUUGUUCCUCCCCGCCUAGGUGGAACAGCCAGUGGAACCAACUCUGGUAAUCACUCAAGACAGAGCAGCUAUCAAAUGCACUCACCCAUGAAUUCACCCAAAGAACAGCCCAAAAGCAUUGAUCCCAUUACUCUUUUAAAAAUGGCUCCCAACGUCGUCAAAACCAGAAAGGGGAGUGUUUUGGCUAGAAAUACCAUCUUGAAAAUGGAUCACUUUUCCAGUGGUACCAAUACCAAUCUCGACUUACAUCUUCAAGGUGCCCCCAAUUUUCGCGUGGCGGAGUUAGAUGUCUAUGGCGUAGCACAACCCACCGUGAUUGGACUUUCUACAAUUUUAGCCAUCUUAAAUUGUCACCCAAAGAGUUUGAAUCAAACGACAUCAUGCACAUGGUUCUCAACCCGUGAGGAGCCUCUAGUUUAUUUAAAUGGAUCCCCCUAUGUAUUACGUGAGUAUGCAGAUCCAAUGCAAAAUAUGAGCGCCUUUCUGGGCAUCAACUCGGUGCGCUUAGAGAAAGUUGAGGAAAGAUUAAAAUUGGACGUGGUAAAGGAAGCAAAGUCAUUGGGAGGAUUAAUUUUGGUUCAUCAAGAGCUGUCGGAUGGCACAGUCGUUCCGUGUUAUAUCGCUGCCGAUCAGGUACAAACCCCCAAAGAAGUCUUUAGAUCGUUUCAAGAAAACGGUUACCGCCUAAACUACUUUCGUAUUCCAAUUUCACCCAGUCAAGCACCUGAGGAUAAUUACUUUGAUGAAUACAUCAAUGUCAUUCGUAAUUUAGAGCCCACAGAUCCACUCAUUUUUAACUGCGGUAUGGGUGCCGUCAGAACAACGGUUGGAAUCAUUAUUGCUCAAAUCAUUCGUCGUACUCAACUGAUCGAACUGGGCAAACAAGACCCAUUUCCAAUCCCUGGUUGGAGUUAUGAAGGAAGUGGUCCUGAUGAAUUAAACUUGAAUCGUUAUGUAAGAGGUUUAGAAGAGGCCGAAAAUGUUAAUGCCAAAAAUAACGCUGUUUUACGACUUGUCCUGAUCCUUGAGAAAGCCCUUGAUACAAAAAUGUCUUCUCAUUCGGCUAUUGAAUGGGUGCUACAACGCAACUCCAUGAUUGAGAAUUUAAAGGAAGCCGUGAUGGGGAAUUACCAAUCCAUUGUUUCUUUAACAACUGUGCUUGAUAGCGGUACUUUUAGUAAGAAAAUUCUGGAUGCUGUCAUUGAUCGAUCGGAUGCUGUGAUUAAUUUACGUGAAUCCAUCUUGACAAACCGUAUCCGACAAACUACACAAACCUCUUCUGCCGAUUACGACGAGAACAAUUACUUGAAUAAGGCAUUGGGUGGAUUGCAACGUUACUUUUUCUUACUCUGUUUCACAGCCUAUGUGAACGAAUCACCCAAUACAAAGUUCGAGAAACGAUUUUCUUCAUGGGUCCGAGCUCGAACCGAAGUAUGGGCCAUGCUCCAGAAUAUGCGUAGAAAGGGUCCUCGUUUAUACAUGUUUCGCCCCGUCGAGGAUUUACAUCAUUUAGCCAGUCCUACAAACUCUCUUCAACAUCAUGGUAAAGAUUCCCAGGGAAUGUUUGGUAUGACAGGUGCUGGUCCUCAAUCCAAUGAUAACAUUACGGUCGAAAUGGAAGAGUUUGUCAUCAAUUCUCGUACAGGUGUAGUGCUUACCUCGCAAACCAUCCUCAAGGUUGAUUUCUGGCAUUUUGGUUACCUCAACAACAACAAGAAUGAUGAAAAGGAAGAAGAAGGAGGUCAAACAUCCGCCGAACGUCAUCACAGUUUUGUGAUUGACGGUGCCUCUAAUUUCAGACGUAUCGAGAACACUCACGUGUAUGGCGUAGCUCAACCUACCGUCAAUGGUUUACGUCAAGUGAUUCGUACAUUAAUUUCAGAUAAACCCAAAACCGAUCGUAUUCUCUGGAUUAACUUACGUGAAGAACCUAUCAUCUAUAUCAAUGGUAUCCCCUACGUCCUGCGUGAUCGUGCUUUUACAUUACGUAACUUGAGAGCUUAUAAAGGUAUCACGGGUUCUCGUAUGGAACAGUUAGAGGAUCGUCUGAAAGAGGAUGUUGUGCGUGAGGUCACGCAAUGUGGCGGUCGUAUUUUGUUACACGGAGAGGACAAGGAUGGGAAAGUAUUGUCGUCGUGGGAAGAAGUCGAUGUCCAGGAUAUUUUGACUGUACGUGAGGUCAUGGAAUCCGUUGCCUUUGAAAUGGGCCAGCAAGAUUCGGAUGAGGAUGAGGAUCGUCUAGAGAGCACAACCACAGCUAGCCUGGUCUAUCAUCGUGUGCCAAUCACUGCUGAAAAAGCACCUGAAUGGAGAGAUUUUGAUGAUCUUCGAUCCCUUGUGACUGCAGUGGAUCUAUCCAAGACUGCCAUCAUCAUGAAUUGCCAAGUGGGUUUAGGUAGAUCGACUACAGGUACAAUUAUUGCAACUUUAUUAACACGUUGGAUGCGUCCUAGCACACCCAGUAAACCUUCUGGUGUAUUAUACCCCAACUACCAAAUCAUCAACAGUUUGUUACGGGUGAUCAAACACGGUCUUGAAACGAAGAGUGUGGUUGAUUCCACCUUGGACCAAUGUAGUGUCGGUGCCCCGCACUUACGCGAGACCAUUCAAGCAGCGCGUAUCCAAGCCGAAAAGGAAAUCGAGGAAGACCCCGCACAAUUUAAACGUACGGUCAAACGAGGUAUUACCUCUUUAGAACGGUACUUCAUGUUUAUCUGUUUCCAAGCUUACUUGGAUAGUACCUCCCCCUCUAUGGUAUGUGAAACUGAAAGCUUUGGACUUUGGAUGAAACGCCAUCCCGAAUUAGGCACUAUUUUACAUGAUAUCUUGAAUAACAAGGAACAAGAUGAAUUCCGAUCGUUGGUGCCCGUAGAAAAGUCACUGAGUGGUGAUGGUAUGGCGCUUUCCAGUGAGGUGAUGCGUGUGGUCAGUUCACGCCAUGGUCAAGUCCUUGCUCAACAAACCAUUCUGAAGCACGACGCUUUCCCAGGUUGUCAAAAGAUGAGUCUGAAAGAGAAAAUCCCUGGUGCUUACAAUUUCAGAAGAAUCGAGAUCAAGAAAGUCAAGUCGGCUGUCAAGUACGGUGGAUUAGCUGCUACGCUGAGUGGAUUGGCGGCAGAUAUGGAACGUGGGGAUGAUGAAGCACCCCUCUCUGCACCUUUUAUCUCGGGUUGUGCUAUGCCUAACAAGGACGCCAUCAAAUCCAUUUUAAAAGCAAUGCAUGCAGGCCCCGGGGGUCGUCGUUGGGUCUUCUGGACGUGUCUUCGUGAAGAACCUGUACUCUAUGUCAAUAAGAACCCCUAUGUCUUGCGUCUAUUCAAUGAUCCACUCAAGAAUUUAGAAACCACGGGUAUUUCCAAGGAAAGAGUAGAGAGUAUGGAGGAUAGAAUGAAAUUGGAUGUGAUACAAGAACUGAACGAAUACGAAGGCCGUAUGCUGUUACACGAUGAAGACAAUACCUUUAAUUUGAUACCACUGUGGGAAACUGUUCCAACAGAUCAAGUAGAAACACCUAGUCAAAUAUUUGAAUCCAUUCGAGCUGAGGGCUAUCAGGUGGACUAUACCAGAAUUCCCAUUACGGAUGAGCAGGCUCCUAUUCCAGACGUGUUUGACCAGUUGAUCCAUCGUAUGCAGGAAGCCAAUCAAGGCGUUGAUGUUUUAUUUAAUUGUCAAAUGGGUCGAGGUCGCACAACCACAGGUAUGAUUGUAGCUUCGUUGCUAUCCAUGAUCCUAAGCAAUGAUGCGAUUGGGGAUAUGGCUGAUUCAUUUAUUGGAGACAGUGGACCCCAUUCAUCCAGCUCGAAUGUGAACCCAUUCAACACUUAUUACAGCUAUCCAAGCACGGUGGAUGACGAAAAUGACGAAUCGCACGAAGAAAGGGAACGCUACCAAAACGGUGAAUACCGAGUGAUUCUCCAAUUGGUGAGUGUGCUGACGUACGGUAAAUUGGCAAAGCGACUUACAGAUCAAGCCAUCAAUAUGUGUGACCAUAUGCAAAAUUUACGAAAAGCAAUUUACGAUUACAAACUACGAAUUGAAGCCAUGACAGAUACUGGUUCCAAAAAAUGGCGCGCUGCACGUGAGGCUGCUCUGAAUUAUCUCGUCCGUUAUUUUUACCUGGUUGUCUUUGCCAAUUAUCUCUUGGAGGAAAUGGGGUCUCCCCAGCAUACAAAUAUGGUAGCUUCCGUGGUAUCUGAAGACAGCGAAUCCAAUGAUUCAACUGCAUUUAAAGAAGCUACAAAAUUAACUACAUUCAAAGAAUGGUUAAAGGGUAGACGAGAAAUUGUAAACAUUAUCUCUUUGCAAUCACUUGACUUAUCUUAAAAACAACAAAAAUAUUCCCAAGCUAUUCCCAAAAUAAAAUUUUCUCUUUCUCUUUUUU
Molecule: messenger RNA, 4561 nt
Organism: Mucor mucedo
Lineage: Eukaryota; Fungi; Mucoromycota; Mucoromycetes; Mucorales; Mucoraceae
Product: inositol hexakisphosphate-domain-containing protein
Exons: 16
Coding region: 4-4503 (1499 amino acids)
Source: RefSeq, a predicted model, not a curated record